GUUUAUAUCUUAUAGUAUCUCCUUUUCAGUAUUUCAUACGAACAGACAGACAAUAUACCAGAUUGUCGACCAAAGCAACUAAGACUUUGCUCAUACGAAAGUAUUUCUUUAAUAUGUUAACUUCCACAAUUUUUAUCUGAUCGCAACCAGGUCGCUCAGGAAUCAUAAUUACUAUUGUUAUUAUUGCAUACACUCUAGAUUUAAAAUUUCGCUUAUUAUUCGAUUUUGUUGAUUUGCGGGACAGACGGACAGACAUGGCUAGAUCGUCUCGACUGUUGAUGCUGAUCAAGAAUAUAUAUACUUUAUAGGGUCGGAGAUGCCUCCUUCUACCUGUUACAUACAUUUUCUGCCGGCACAAAGUUACAAUUGCGGGUGUCAAAAUAAUUAUUCAAACGAAGAUUCCUUUAAUCCCCUACCACAUCUUAUCAGACAGAGAUUCAGAAACUGUGCAACUGCGCUACCUGCCACUGACUUACCUACCUUAAGGUGAAUGUGACCUUGUGAUCAGUCCUUAAAACGCAACACUUUCUGCCAUCGCCUUUAGAACGCUUCAUUCCAUUAUCCGUUGUGUUUUGUUUUGUCCUUUCGCGGUAUAUCCUUGUGCCGGUUGCAUACAGCGUUAUUAUGUUACUAUGCAUCCGAAUGUUGUAUCUUCGAAGUGCAGGCUUGUUAUUUUUUGCUUUUUGUUUUUAAUUGGUUUUGUUUCACUUAACUGCAGUUGUUGCUGUUGUCUUCACUAAGCUCUUUGCAUUUAUGUCCUUUCCUAUCUAGUUUUCUGAUUUUCUGCUUGAGUCUUCAUGCAUGUGCCACACUUCUUCAAAACAUGCCGCACAUGGCAUGCAGCCACAAAAACCUUCAUUUGUUUAUGUUGCUUAAAAAAAACUGGACAACCAAGAUAAGAUCCUAAAAAUGUAUCCCACACACUCUGCGUUGUGGCAUGAUAAUUACUAGAAAAUGCACUCGAGGAUAUCAACAGCUCAUGCGUUGUAUCCCGUAAAUAUGAAAAUAAAAGAAGGUUCCUCCACGCUAGGACUCUCUAAAGAUAUGAAACUGUUGUUAGCUAUAUAUAUAGGAUUCUAAGAAAAAAAAGGUCAAACAGAAUUUCUCGAGUCGUUGCGUGCAUUCAGUUGCAUUUACCUCUUCGGAGACGUCACACACAGUCUCUUGCCACGGAUUGUACGGAGAUAUUCGAAAUGAAGUUGACAAACACACCGGAAUGGGUUAAUAAACAGCUCUUUACGGGAUUACUUAAUCAUAAUUAUAAUGAUUUUGAAACAAUCAAAGAAUUUAUAUGUACUGCGGCGAUCAGUGGAGGCGAAAACUACCUGACUAUUGUGCUGCGCAUUGAAAUUGAAAUGCAAAUGAAAGAUAAGAGUAACAAAGAGAUUAGUUACAUAUUGAAAAUUCCACUGGUAAACGAUCGUGGAGAUGAGCAUGAUUUUCACGAUCUGUUUGUCACGGAAGCUGAUAUGUACGAUCGUUUAGUGCCCGAGCUGGAGAAACUGUAUGAGAAACAUGCCUCGAUCCCGGUGAAAUUUAAGCCCAAGCAUCUAAAGUUCCCAGAGAAUCCACCCAGUUGCGAUUACAUAUUGAUGGAGGAUCUGCGCCCCAAGGGCUACAGAAAUUUGGAGCGUAUGUUUGGUCUGGGGCAAACAGAAAUGAAAGCGGUUCUCAAAAAACUGGCACAAUGGCAUGCCGCCUCUGCUCGCAGAGUUUUAGAUAAGGGAGACUACCAGAAGAGUUACAUCUACCCCGAGCACUUCAAAUGGAUCGAACAAUCGAAUGUCAAGUCUAACGUGCCUUUCUUAGAAUGCUUGCAGCACUAUGAACUCGAUCCGGGUCAGCAGCAAUUAAUUAGCAACUACACCUCUCGUAUGACAGAAUUGUAUAUGGAUUUUGGUCGUAUAUCUCCGACAGAUUUUUCUGUACUCAAUCACGGAGAUUUUUGGUGUAACAAUUUUCUUUUGAAAGUGAAUGACGGAGAGAUUGAAGAUGUGUGUUUUGUGGACUUUCAACUUCCCAAGUAUGGAACUCCGGCUCAAGAUUUAUUCAGUUUGCUAAUGACAACACCAAACAUACACAUUAAACUGGAGCAAUUCGAUAAUUUUAUAGAGUAUUAUCACAAAGAACUCGUUAAUCAUUUAAAAUUACUCAAAUAUGAGCGCAAAAUACCAACACUAUCAGAACUGCUCACAAAUCUUCAUAAAAAUGGUCUCUGGGCAUUUGUAUGCGCCCAGAGAAUGCUGCCCUUAUCGCUUUACCCAGCUAGCUCCGAUUCCAAUAUAGAAAACUUCAUGGGAGACUCGGAUGCUGCGAUGCAAUUUCAGCGCAAUAUUCUUCUCAAUCCCAGUUAUGUUAAACAGAUGAAACUAAUAUUACCUUGGCUCAUUGAAAGAGGCUACAUUAACUGA
Molecule: messenger RNA, 2411 nt
Organism: Drosophila albomicans
Lineage: Eukaryota; Metazoa; Arthropoda; Insecta; Diptera; Drosophilidae
Exons: 4
Coding region: 1194-2411 (405 amino acids)
Source: RefSeq, a predicted model, not a curated record